GUCCCAUUCACCGCUGCACACAAAAUCCAAACACAGAUUUCAAGAUGAAGUUUUUGCUGCUGCUGUUGAUGCUGACAGCAUGUGCUGCAACUCCUCAAGAUCUGUCAGGUAAAAUGUUCACCUUCCCACUGCAAUCCAACACAGCUCAUGUGAGUCUGAUCACAUCAAGAGAGGAAUUUAGCACUGCAACAGUCUGUCACAGGUCCUUUACAGACCUCAAAAGAGAUCACAUCCUUUUCUCUUUGGCCACACCCUCUAAUGCCAAUAGCUUCCUGAUUUUCUGGGAUGAAACAAAUAAGGAGCUAGAGACCCAUGUCACGACUGGCAAGUCAGAAUAUCGAGGGUGGGACUACAAGCCGAACAUGUGGCAUUCUAUUUGUACCACAUGGAACUCUGUGUCCGGACUGGUGCAGCUGUGGUUUGAUGGACAACCAUCAAUAAGGAAAUAUAUCAGCUCUGGAUCAAGCAUCAAAGGGCCCACUAUUAUCACCUUAGGACAGGAGCAGGAUUCCCAUGGUGGGGGGUUUGACCUGAGGCAGUCUUUCGUUGGCAUGAUGUCUGACGUCCACAUGUGGGACUACAUCCUUUCCCCCUGUGAAAUCCACCACUACACAGAUGAGCUAAACUUCACUCCAGGGAAUGUGCUGAACUGGAGGGCGCUGGAGUUCCAGAUCGUCGACAGAGUGCUUAUAGAUGAUAAACUGAUUACCUGCCAUUAAACUUUAAUACAGCACCAUCUAUAUGUUACCAAUGUCAGCAUUUUAUGUUAAAUCUUUGUUUAUUAAAGGAUAUAUUCUGAUAUGUA
Molecule: messenger RNA, 805 nt
Organism: Micropterus dolomieu (smallmouth bass)
Lineage: Eukaryota; Metazoa; Chordata; Actinopteri; Centrarchiformes; Centrarchidae
Product: C-reactive protein-like
Exons: 5
Coding region: 45-719 (224 amino acids)
Source: RefSeq, a predicted model, not a curated record